Messenger RNA from Stomoxys calcitrans (stable fly), 2641 nucleotides. RefSeq names its product nuclear pore complex protein Nup93-1. Bases 129 to 2558 code for a protein of 809 amino acids. Gene Ontology annotation, molecular function: structural constituent of nuclear pore. Gene Ontology annotation, cellular component: nuclear pore. The transcript is spliced from 10 exons. Gene Ontology annotation, biological process: protein import into nucleus; poly(A)+ mRNA export from nucleus. NCBI's taxonomy places the organism in Eukaryota, Metazoa, Arthropoda, Insecta, Diptera, Muscidae. The record is from RefSeq and is a predicted model, not a curated record.
CUUAUGACAACACUUAACAGCCGCCAAAAGAGGACUGCCGGUGUGUUUACUUGUCCAUUAGUUUGCAAAAAUAGUAUAAAAUUAGCAAUUUAUUGGAUUUAAUAAGUAAGAAGAGAGCUUUCAUCAACAUGGAUUUUAAUUCACUGCUUCAACAAGCCCAACGGCUUACAAAUGAAACACAAACUUCCGAAGAGCUGCCUCGUGUGGAACGCACAAUAUCUCAAGUGUUGGAGGCCACCAAAGAAUUGCACUCACGAGUCACACAAACUGGAGCCCAAGAUAUACAAGCGCACAUUUUACUCGGUUCGAAAGGAAUAGAUUUGCCAAAAAUAUCGCAGAAACUAGAGUCAUUAAAUGCUCGCAAAACAUUUGAGCCAUUGGAUCCGAUAGCCGAUACAGACAUUCAAAGCUUCCUGAAGAAUGAAAAAGAAAAUGCUAUAUUGUCGGUUAUUGAAGAAGUUCACAAAAAUUCAUUCCUGAAUGCCCAAAAACGAAAAUGGGAACACAUUAAAUCUGAUUGGCGACAAGAGAAAAUGAAACUUAUGAACGCUUUGGUAGGUCCGUCUCAAAACUGGAUCGACAUUCAGAAAUUGCCGGAGCAAACUAUAAUCAAUGAAACAUUUGGUACUCGAUCGUGUCUGAACAGAAUUGAAAUGGCAUAUGCUCGCGAAGUGUAUGAUUACAAUGCCAUUGUUAUUAAAGGUGCUUUUCGUCCCAGCCUUGUACAAAGAUUCGCCAAGGUGGCGCAGUCAUUUGAUGAUCCGAAAGUUAAUGAGAUUUGGGAAAUAAUGAAAUAUAUGGUUGAUGUUACGCCAGUUUCUCGCAAUCGUGAUCCCAUGCAAAGUCGCCAACAUAUUACACAAUUUGUGGAUCAGGCCAAAAAGUAUUUGGAAAAUCGCUAUAAACUCUAUAUGUCCACCAUCAUUAGUGGCAAUCUUAGAGAGGCACAACGUGGAGGAGUUCCCAGUAUCUUUAAUUUGGUCUCAUCAUUUGUGGGCUUAACCUUUAAUCAGGGAAAUUGUUUUGGUCUGCAAGAUGCCACCAUAGAAGGCAAACCUUUGUGGCCUAUGGUUUACUAUUGUCUGAGAUGUGGCGAUUUGCAGUCUGCCUUAAAGUGUAUGCAAAUGGGAGGUGCUGGCCAUGAAGAUUUCAUGCAAGUGCUGGAAGAUAAAGUGAACAAACCGGAACAGAAAAUCAAUUCAAAACUAGAGGGGCAACUUAAAUUGCACUACUGCAAUAAAAUCAAGAACUCUACAGAUCCCUACAAGAAAGCGGUGUAUUGUAUAAUUGCCGGCUGUGAUCCCCAUGAACAACAUUUGGAAGUGGCCAAAACAACUGAUGAUUUCCUAUGGAUUCAAUUGUCUAUAUUACGCACCGAUGUCACCGAAAAUUCGGAAGCUUUGACAUAUUCCGGUCUGCAAACCAUGAUAUUGGAGAAAUAUGGCGAGAAGCAUUUCAAUGCUGGGGAACAACAACAUUUGUAUUUCCAAGUUUUAGCUUUGACAGGUCAAUUUGAGGCAGCAAUUGAAUUUCUUUCAAGAACUGAGAAAUACCGAGUGCAUUCUGUUCACAUUGCUUUGGCUCUCAAUGAAAUGUUCCUUAUAGCAGGGCCGCGUAAUGUACAAGAACCUCUAUUAUCCGUGGAUAUAGAGGAUCCCAUACCCAUGCGUAGAUUGAAUAUUGCCCGCUUGGUUAUGUUGUAUGUGAAAAAGUUUGAAAUCACCGACCCGGCUGAAGCCUUACAGUACUUCUUUUUCUUGCGUAAUCUCAAAGACCCCGAAGGACGCAAUCUGUUUUUGGUUUGUGUCAGUGAUUUGGCUAUAGAAUGCAGGGAUUAUGAUUUGAUAUUUGGUAAAAUGAUGCCCACAGGUGUACCAGCAGGCGGUCUAUUCCAACAAUUCGAUUGUGUAGAGUUUGAUACUCGUGUUGCAGCUGGCAUGGUAGCAGAAGAGUUGGUGCGAAAGGGCAUGUUUGAGGAUGCCAUUAAAUUGUUUGACAUUGCCAAUAUGCAAUCCCAAUCCUUGCGCUAUUUAUCCCUUAUGCUAUCGCAAGUGGUUCAUCAAAGCUCUAAAAAGGGUUCAUUGCGCGAACGUCUUUCCGUAUUGGCCAGUGAUUUUAGUGAGCGAUUACGUGGUAGUCGCAUUGAGUGCGAACCUCAAGUUAUUGCCACCUUCAAUUUGUUAACAGAACUGGUGGCUUUCUUCGAUUAUUAUCAUGAACGCAAAUAUCAAAUUGCCCUCGAAGUUUUGGCCAAUACCAAGCUGGUGCCAAUGUCCAUGAACGAUUUGGAAGAAUGCAUUAGUAAUUUCAAACGUUUGGGUGGCGAAAUUUGUAAAGUUUAUCCCGACAUACUUUUGGCGGCAAUGGAUAUAUUAUUUUCUCAGUAUAAGGCCAUAAAGGGAAAGGAUACAGUGAUGUUAGACACUGGGCGGGAUAGUCAAUUGCAACACUUGCGACAGAAGGCCAAAGCCCUUACGAACAUGGCGGCAACUGUUCCCUAUCGCAUGCCAGGCGAUACAAACAAAAGACUGGUGCAAACAGAAAUUUUAAUGCAUUAGUUUUAAGAUUGUGUUUUAUAAGAAAGUUUUCCAAUAAAUUUGUGUUACAAAGAAACAACCUAAAGUAUGGAAUCAAAGCCAUA